This is a messenger RNA of Microdochium trichocladiopsis, 1380 nucleotides long. Its product is annotated as SRP40, C-terminal domain-containing protein. The record is from RefSeq and is a predicted model, not a curated record. The coding region runs from base 1 to 1380 and encodes 459 amino acids. The transcript has a single exon. NCBI's taxonomy places the organism in Eukaryota, Fungi, Ascomycota, Sordariomycetes, Xylariales, Microdochiaceae. Gene Ontology annotation, cellular component: nucleolus; nucleoplasm.
AUGCCCAAGAAGACGACAAAGACCGCCUCCACUUCGCAAGCUCCCCCUGCUUGGCUCUUCUCGAACAAUUCAUCCUCAGACACGAAAGCUACAGCACAGCAAACGACGCAAUCCCAACCCGACACGAUGGCCAAGUCGAAGAAGGACGUUAAGGCUGAGCCGGUUGAGGCCGUCGCCACCGCUACGACGAGCGCUGCCCAGGAGCCCCCCAGCCAGCUCAUGAAUCUUGUCGAGGGCUUCCUUUCGGACCAGGGCUUCGACAAGGCGCACCGCGAGUUUCAGAAGCACCGGGCGAAGAAGGGUUGGAGUGGUGCUGAUGCCGCGGACAAUGGCGGCCACUCCCUCGUCAGUGUGUACCAGACCUGGGAGACCGUUUCGAGCAAGGAUACUACUCCCGUCGUGGCCAAGCAGGACGACGAAAGCAGCAGUAGCGAAAGCAGUGACAGCAGCGACUCCAGCAGCUCCGAUGAUGACAGCGACGAUAGCGACGACGUCUCCAUGGCCGAUGCUGGCGAGGACGACGACAGCGACUCGGACUCUUCCUCCAGCAGCAGCUCGUCUUCCUCGAGCUCCAGCGACAGUGACAGCGACAGCGAUGACGAGGCGCCCAAGAAGAAGUCUACAACUAGUGGCGCAAGCGCCAGCACUUCGGCGGCCGCAAACCCCCGAAAGCGCAAGGCCAGCAGCAGCGCCAGCUCUUCAGACUCGUCAGACUCUUCCGACUCCGAGUCGGAGGCUGAAAAGCCCAAGAACAAGAAGGCCAAGACCAAGGCUGCCGCCAAAGAAGACAGCUCUGAAUCCGACUCUGACUCUUCCUCGUCAUCGUCUUCCUCAUCCUCGUCUGACAGCAGCUCUGACUCUGAUUCCGACUCCGACUCUGAGUCCGAGUCCGCCAAGGUCGCCGAGACAGCUGCCAAGGUGCCGCUGCCAGAGUCUGACUCUGACUCGUCGUCGUCGUCCAGCGACUCGGACUCUGAAGACGACAAGAAGAAGUCGUCUGACAAGAAGAGCGCCAAAAAGGCUGUCGCGAGCGAGGGUUCUGACACCUCGGCCACGCUCGACAAGACCUCUCCAGCAUUCGAGGCCGCCCCUGCCAACCCGCCGCUGCCUCCCAACCCAGUCCUCAACAACCGCAAGGGCGAGAAGGGUGCCAAGAAGCAGAACGAGCCCUUCUCGCGCAUCAAGAAGGAUGUCUACGUCGAUCCGCGGCUUAGCUCCAACGCCUACGUGUCGCACGAGUACGGCGACCGUGCACACGCGGACCUGAUUGUCACCAAGGGCAAGGGCUUCACCAAGGAGAAGAACAAGAAGAAGCGCGGCGCAUACCGGGGUGGCGCACUUGACAUCAACAAGUCCAACAGCAUCAAGUUCGAGGAUUAG